AACACUCUUAUAGAACAUUCAUCUAUCUCACAGCUAACUCUUUCCACUUCUGUAUAACAACUUCUCCUCAUCACCUUGCUUCUUGGUCUCAUAAUACACAUCACUCAACAUCAUAUCAAACAGCAUACUAAGUAUCCAAUCAACAAUCAUUACAAUGGCCGGCUUCACUUCCUCCUCUGCCCCCCAGAUUGCCAACUUUGGCCGAAGUGGAUACAACAAGGACGGUGACAACGAGGACAACAAGCGCAACUUUGGGCGCAGUGGCUACAACAAGGACGACUCUGACGACGACAAGAGGUGCUUCGGCCGCAGUGGAUACAACAAGGACGGUGACGAGGAAGACAGCCGGAUGUUCGCCAACUUUGGCCGCAGCGGUUACAACUAAACCCUCACACUAUCCAAUGGCGAUGAACAACAACAACUAGAUCGGUUGGAUCUACUGCCGCUCGCGCGGAUACCAGACCAACUAUAAUAUCAUCGCCUCCAACCAACAACGAGCCCAAGCAUUGACUGCAACGGCAAUGUAUCAACACGCCUUAGACGAUUUCCUUUGUUAUUGCAUCA
Annulohypoxylon maeteangense is the source of this 564-nucleotide messenger RNA. RefSeq lists its product as uncharacterized. Lineage: Eukaryota; Fungi; Ascomycota; Sordariomycetes; Xylariales; Hypoxylaceae. The transcript has a single exon. The coding region runs from base 155 to 385 and encodes 76 amino acids. The record is from RefSeq and is a predicted model, not a curated record.